Messenger RNA from Zygotorulaspora mrakii, 3015 nucleotides. RefSeq names its product Cwh43p (gene CWH43). Bases 1 to 3015 code for a protein of 1004 amino acids. Gene Ontology annotation, cellular component: endoplasmic reticulum. Lineage: Eukaryota; Fungi; Ascomycota; Saccharomycetes; Saccharomycetales; Saccharomycetaceae. The transcript has a single exon. The record is from RefSeq and is a predicted model, not a curated record. Gene Ontology annotation, biological process: GPI anchor biosynthetic process; fungal-type cell wall organization.
AUGGUUGCUCUCAGCGGCAAAAUAAUUCCACUAGCACAUACUAUAUGUGCUUCAGCCGCUUUUCUCGCAGCGUUAGCUGCAGGCUAUAAAUUACAUUUUCACAAGAUAGUGCGCAAUGCACAUUAUGGCUAUCCAGACGAGUGGUUUCCAAGUGUAUCAGCUACUAUUGGCGAUAGAUACCCCGAACGAUCGAUAUUCCAAAUUUUGAUUGCCUUGACGUCAUUUCCCCGUUUUCUUUUACUACUGGGGCACCUAUACUUGAAUGGCUCUAUCGCCUGUUUUGUCAUUGGUGUCAUACGUACAGUCACAUGUGGAGGCUGGGUAUACAUCACAAGUACCGAUGAUCAUGAUAUUCAUGACAUUUUUAUGAUUUCCUACAUUGUGCUAACUCUUCCGUGGGAUAUAAUGAUCACUCGGAAAACUACACAGGCUAAAUUGGCAAAGGGUAUAACAGCUUCAGCUUUUUUUGCUACUCUGGUGCCGCUACUCUAUUGGUACUACCAACAUCAAGUUAAACAUAUAGCUGGAGCAUACUCGGUUUACGCAUAUUUCGAGUGGUCUCUCAUAGGUUUGGACAUCGCAUUUGAUGCUCUCUCGUAUUCAGACUUUGAAAACCUGAUUGUUGAUCUGUCUUACGAAAUAUCUGAUAAUGGUACUACUUUUUUCAAAUUCGAUAAAUUGAAAUCGCCCAAGCCUCAGUCAAUAAGUCAAGGUGACACAUCGUUAUCCUGUGAUGAACAAGAGUACGUUGAAGACUCGGAGGCAGAAAUCACAGCUGAUACCACGAUUGCUGAUGUUAUACGUUCCAACGAUGAGGAAAUUGAAAUAGUGUUUGAAAAGACGGAAAAGAUAACAGUACUUCCUGACAUGAGUCGAGCUCCCUCUUAUGAUUCCUUUUUGUACAUCCUCACCAACACCUUUAAUUCUUUCAUGUUCUGGACUGCGAUGACGUCUUUAACUUGUAGUAUAUGGUAUUUUCCUCUAUGGUAUAUGGGAAUAUCUGGAUAUGAAGCUGCUAUGCUAUUCUUUUUGGGACCAAUUGUCCUAUAUAUUCCCUUUAUGCCAACGGUGAUAUACCAAUACGGUGUUUUGUUGAGCGGGAUAAUUGGCAUUGGAUCACAUUUCAUAGGCUCACCUGAAACUCGUUUGAUUGUUCAAGGUGUUGGUACCGCAAUAACCGUCGCGACAUUUGUUUUGAACUUGAAAUCACUUUUAAACAGGCAAAUCAAUGGUUCAUUCACUAUUACAUGGGUGUUUGGAUUAGUUUUGUCUGUUGCGAUUAAAAUGGGUUGUUACAGUAAUAAUCCCUUAUGGCCUAUCAUGAAUGCAGAAAAUGGUGGUUAUAACAAAACAGGCCUAGUACUUGUCACUUUUUUCGGUUUGUUGUCACCUUAUGUCAAUUCAGUUCACUUCAUGGAGGCAGAAGAUAUUGAGGCAGAAGUUACUGCCUCUGAAAAGAAAGUAUCUUUUCUCACAAGACUUUUCUUGAGUUUGGGUUUUGGAUCGCUCAUUUUUAGUAUCCAUCAACUAUUGACGGAUGCGUCAACUGUCAUAUAUUGGUCCUGGGAAGGUUGGGGAGAGAAUUCACAGGGUCCACUUUCAUGGCCUUGGAGUGGUUUGACUUGUACUGUGAUGCUUCUUGCAGGUAUUUCCUCUCUAAGAUUUUCAAAUUUCUCAUUAUUUCCUGCAUUCCUGCUGUCUGUCUCUACGGCAAUCCUGUGCAUUCGAGACAUUACGCAGUGGACUAAAUACAUAUUUGGCGGUUUACUCUAUGCUACAUCAAUUAUUUGGCUCCUUCCAUCGUAUUUUGUCGCAUUGCCCCUAACUGGAUCCCUUGCUGUUUUUGUGUGGGGUUGUCUACUUUAUAUUAUACUUGUACUUGCACACGUUUGGGUAGUUGCUUACGCAUUCGUACCAGGGGGGUGGCUGUUAAGGGAGAGGAUUGAAUAUGUUUUAGCCUUUUCUUCCUUUUGUAUUGUGUUAGGUGCCUUAUCAAUUCAGUUUUCUGGCCCCUUUACUAAGUUAAGGAACUUUGAUAGAGAUUUGAGCCCAAAGUUUUACAAGAUAGUCUCUUACUUCGCCUUCACCAUCAUUUCAUUGAUUGGUUUUUUCACAUAUAACUUGAGACCAACAGGAAUUCCCCAACCAUACCACCCUGAUUCAAAAUUAAUAACCGCUGGUAUAUGGACUAUACAUUUUGGCCUUGAUAACGAUAUGUGGGCUUCUGAAGAUGGUAUGCAAUUCUUGAUUAAAGAAAUGGAAUUAGAUGUUGUUGGUCUAUUGGAAACGGAUACACAGCGAAUUACAAUGGGCAACAGAGACUUUUCGAGUAAGUUAGGACACGAUUUGAAUAUGUAUUCCGAUUUCGGACCAGGUCCAAAUAAGCAUACAUGGGGUUGCAUGUUAUUAUCUAAAUUCCCUAUCAUCAAUUCAACACACCAUUUGCUACCUUCUCCAAAUGGGGAGUUAGCACCUGCGAUUUAUGCUACCUUAAAAACAUAUGAUGAUAUUCUAGUUGACGUUUUUGUUUUCCAUGGUGGUCAGGAGGAGGAUGACGAAGAUCGAAGAUUACAAAGUGAAAAAUUAGCUGAACUGAUGGGUAAUACAGACCGUCCGGCGAUUUUGCUAAGUUAUUUGGUUACACAUCCACAUAGAGGCUAUUACAACAACUUUGUGAGUGAAGCAUCAGGUAUGCACGAUAUUGAUCCUGCAGACGAUGAUAGAUGGUGCGAAUAUAUUCUAUACAAAAAAUUAAAGAGGACGGGCUAUGCAAGAGUUACUAGAGGUACCAUCACGGAUACAGAAAUGCAGAUUGGUAAAUUUCAAGUAUUGACUGAAGAACAGGUGACUCAGUACGGUGACUCUCUAUAUGAGUUCAACAAGUCGGACUAUACACCCAAUGGUGACCUGGAGUUCCCGAAUAAAUUUAAUGAUGAAGGUGAAAGAGGCCACCGUUAUCAUGUUUUCGAUAAGCCUUUGUAUUAUGAAGUGCCCGAUGGAAGUGUUAAAAAAUGA